Molecule: messenger RNA, 3605 nt
Organism: Xenopus laevis (African clawed frog)
Lineage: Eukaryota; Metazoa; Chordata; Amphibia; Anura; Pipidae
Exons: 2
Coding region: 1446-2165 (239 amino acids)
Source: RefSeq, a predicted model, not a curated record
GUGUCCUCAGGAGGUUAGGACCAUCUCCUGCAUUCAGGAGUAUUUUACUAUUUAUUUUGCUCUUUUAUUUUUAUUUCAUUACAAUUCCUUCACAUUAUACGGAGCUGGACAGCUACACUGAGUAGUCUGAUCCAUUACUUGAGGAUGUCACCGGGGUCUCUUGUGCUGUGCACUGACCAUCCAGCAUUGAUUCCCUCCCUCUGACAUACAGAGAGAGGAUGCGCUGGCCGGGACACAGGGCUGAGGUAUAGCCAGGUUCAUCCUGUUGCUCAAUCCUCCUUAUAUGCCCCAAGGAUCCCUACACUACAGUCUGGGAACUCCUGCCGUGGCUCAUUUAAGGAACAGCUUGUGUACACCAUGUCUGAAGGUACAGGUGAUAACCUUUUUUCCAGGCCAGCAACUACUUCAUCGGUUAAGUAUUUAGCUUGUGCCAAAUGCCGCAUCUGGUCACAAGGACCCUCUGUGUUCCACGUGCAAGCCACCUGAUGCAGUUUCGGAAACAUCAGAACUCCGUCCUCAGGUAAGCCAAGCCUCCCAUGGGGACCCAUCAGGCCAGCCCCGGGACUCCACCCCCCUGGACCCCCAGCCUCCCCCAGAAUGGGCAUCUAAGCUUGCCGCCGGCAUUCCUAAAUUGGUGGAGUCCCGUGGCUAGAUAAGCCUCGGCCUAAGCCUCCAAAAUGUAGAGCCCCCUCUCCUUCCGAGGAUGAGUGUGAGCCGGAGUCCAUCACUACUUCAUCCCUGCCGCCUGACUCCGAGGAGGAUCCGGCUCUGUCUGAUGGUGAACUAUCUCACAGUUCCGACCCAGAGUAAGGGGAAUCCCCCCAAACUCUCCUCCGAGGCCAUUGAUUCCCUCAUUUCAGUAUUGGAGACCCUUCACUUAAAGGAGCCUGAACCUAGUUGCAGUACCUCCUUGUUUAAGCGCCGCAGCAGGUCCUCACAUUCCUUUCCUCUCUCAUGCUCAACUCGAGCAAAUUAUACAACAGGAAUGGUUCAAGCCAGAGGGAUGUUUCCAGGCUAACCGCAGUUUUUCUCAAACUAUAUCCUUUUCCACAGGAACUAACGGAAAAGUGGACCUCCCCACCUUCAGUGGACGCGCCUGUCUCUCAACUAUCUAAGGGCACUGCUUUACCAGUUCCUGAUGCAGCCUCCUUCAAGUACUCCAUGGACAAGAAGCUUGAGGGCAUUCUAAGUUCCCUCUUCUCUGCUUCAGGUACCUCCCUUCGGCCUGUUCUAGACUCGGCUUGGGUAAGUAGAGCCGUCCAAACUUGGUCGGACGCCUUAUGCCGAGCGAUUGCCACAAGGGUCCCCCAUGAAGAACUCGCUCAUUUGGCCUCGCAAAUCAAGGAGGCUUACUACAUAUGUGAAGCCUCCCUCGAUGCGCUACAGGUGAUUAGCAGAACUUCAGCCGACUUGACUUGUCGGUAUCGGUUCGCAGAUCUCUCUGGAUGAAACUGCGGACUUGUCUUCAAAAAGUCUCUCACGACACUCCACCACCUGCAGAGGACGCUUCAGUGGAAGGUCCAGGCCAUCCUGGCAGUCCCGCAAGUCCACGUCUGCAUUACUCACCCCUUCUUCCCUUGAGCGACUCAGCCGUAGGGGGGGGGAGACUUUGCAGGUUUGCCGACUCCUGGAAGAAUCUGACUCAAGACGCCUGGGUACACAAGGUCGUGAGUCAGGGCUACCACCUAGAAUUCGCUUCUCUCCCGCCCCGCCGGUUCUUCAUGUCCAGAUAUCCUCAGGGGCAUCAAAAGGCUCAGGCGCUGCACGACGCGAUCAGCAAGCUUAUCCGUUCAGAGGUCAUCAUCCCUUUUCCGACUGAGGAGAGAUUCCGAGGCUAUUACUCAAACUUGUUUGUAGUUCCCAAGAAGGAUGGAUCUGUUCGGCCAAUCCUGGACCUCAAGGAACUCUAUACUUUCAUUCGACCGCGAAGGUUCAAGUUGGAAUCCCUCAGGUCUGUCAUCGCGGCCCCAAUUUUCUGUCCCCAUCAGAGAUUCUUGCGAUUUGCCUUCCAAAAUCGCCACUUCCAACUCACAGACCUUCUCCUUGGCCUGAACUCGGCCCCUCGUGUCUUUACCAAGAUCAUGUCGGUGGCCACUGCUCUAAUCCGCACCAGGGGGAUCUCCAUAACUCCUUAUCUGGACGAUCUCCUGAUCAAGGCACCUUAAUUUGCAGUGGCCCAGCAGGCGUUGCACUUCACCAUGGUUCGAUUACAGGAGUUUGGUCGUUAACCCCAAGCCAAUCCAUGGUCUUCCUCUGGAUGCAGUUCAACACCCAGACACACACUCUCCCAGUGACAAGGUCCAGCAUUUGCGGACCCUCGUGCGGUCUCUCCUCUCGAAGUCCCACACCGCGAGAUUCUACAUGAAGGUGUUGGGAGUCAUGGUUUCGAUGAUAGAAUCAGUUCCCUUCACCCAACGUCACCUCAGGGAGCUUCAGUGGAAUAUUCUUGCGGCCUGGAGGCACAAAUCCCUUCUCCUGGAAUUUCGUUUAUCCCGCAUGACUCGAGUCUCUCUUCUCUGGUUGAUGCAAACCAGUCACCUGACCAGGGGCAGACCCCUAGGGGAUCCACAAUGGUGACUGCUCACCACAGAUGCAAGCCUCUCCGGUUGGGGAGCAGUGCAGAGGGUCGGUCAGCGCAGGGUUGCUGGUCUCUAUCGGAACAAUGUCUUCACAUCAACCUUCUUGAGAUACAGGCAAUCCGACUCGCCUGUCAGCCAUCUUCAUUCCAGGUCUCUUAAACUGGGAAGCAGAUUAUCUCAGCAGACAUCCCUAGAUCCUUGCAAAUGGCCUGUAAAGGACAACAUCUUCCACAAGAUCACUCAAAGAUGGGGGACGCCAGAGGUCGAUCACAAUCGUAAAGUUCCUCUCUACUUUGCAAGGUCCAGGGACCCUCUGGCGGCAGACGCCCUCACCUCUCCCUGGGACUUCCAUCUUGCUGGGUCUAGGAUCUAGUACAUCUCUCAGUAGAGGAACCUUGGCCUCUCAUCCUGGACCUUCUCUCUCAGGGUCCAAUCCUUCACCACUGUCCUGCCACCCUCAAUUUGAUGGCGUGGCUACUGAAACUGCGAUCCUAAGACGGAAGGGGUUCUCUGACACUGUCAUUCUACCAUGCGUGCAGCCCGCAAACCGGUCUCCGCCAAGACGUACCAUUGGGUCUGGUUCACUUUCCAUUGGUGGUGCCAAUGUAAUGGUUUCAAUUCACUGAAGUUUUCCACUCCACUCCUUCUGGCCUUAUACAGGAGGGACUGUCCCUGCACAUGUCCCCCGGAUCACUGAAAUCUCAGUUUUCGGCACUUCCAUCCUGUUCCAAAGACCUCUCGCCUUCUUCCCAGAUGUUAGGAUUUUUCUUCAGGGAAUGGCCCACAUAAAGCGCCCGGUACUUUCACCGGUGCCAAAUUGGGACUUAACCUUAGUCCUACGUGCCCUGCAACACGCUCCCUUUAAACCCAUGGAUUCUAUUCCACUUCAGUGGCUCACAUGGAAAACAGUUUUUUCUGCUGGCUAUUGCCUCAGCACGGAGAGUAUCUGAGAUCUCUGCCCAAUCCUGUAGGUCUCCUCUGUUGACCUUCCACAACGACAGGGCAGUACUUCAUACUUCUCCCUCU